Messenger RNA from Halichondria panicea, 2547 nucleotides. Its product is annotated as gamma-aminobutyric acid type B receptor subunit 1-like. Gene Ontology annotation, cellular component: G protein-coupled receptor heterodimeric complex; membrane. Gene Ontology annotation, biological process: gamma-aminobutyric acid signaling pathway; G protein-coupled receptor signaling pathway. Lineage: Eukaryota; Metazoa; Porifera; Demospongiae; Suberitida; Halichondriidae. Gene Ontology annotation, molecular function: G protein-coupled GABA receptor activity. The transcript has a single exon. The record is from RefSeq and is a predicted model, not a curated record. The coding region runs from base 83 to 2479 and encodes 798 amino acids.
GUUCUCCGCCAUUAGCGCUAUAGCAGCAGUAUAAUAGCUAGUCUAGUAUAGUAGUAGCUAGCUAAGAUAAACAGUGCCAAAAAUGAGCAAGCUAGACAAGUGUGUGAACUCUGCUGCUGUGCAAACGUUGCUUCUUGUGCUGCUAUCAGUGUCAGUUCGUUCAGAAGUAGAUCCACAAGUGUGCAACUACACUACACCAAGCUCAGUAAAAGUAUGUGAGGUCCCAAUCUGUGAUAAUUCGGAACAAAAACCAAUACUCUAUUUUCUGGUCAUGGGCCCUUAUCCUAGAACCCCUGAGGAUCCUGGGAAUCAACCCAGCUGGCGUGGAGGCCCUGCAGUCAUCCCAGGAGCCUUGCUAGCUGCUGAGCACAUAAACUGUGAUUCCAGGAUUCUACCCGACUAUCAUAUCAAGGUGAUAAUCUCCGAUGGUGGUUGUAACCUAACAAACAUAAGAGCUUUGGUGAAUAUCACAACAAAUAUUUUCCUAAACCAGAGCAAUGUAUCAGAUGGGAAUGUAGUCGGGAUUAUUGGUGGAGCAUGUUCUGAGUCAACGAUUCUUGUGGCUGAGCUAGUUGCGCGUGAUUCUCUCAGCUUAGUGCAAAUUGCUCCUAGUGCUACCUCUCCUAUAUUUGUCCAAAAUCAGAGAGACUAUAGCAAUACCAUACGACUAACUGUGAAUGCUUUACUGUUUGUGAAUGUGUUCAAGGAAAUCAUCGUGAAAAACGGUUACUCUGAUGUGGCAAUUCUUUAUGAUUCUGACCGAAGUUACCAUAUAUCAGUUGCCAAUGACUUCCAAACGGCUUUGGGAGAUGUUGGUAUUAAAGCUAAAAGCGAGGCUGUUUCUACAACUCGUUUAAUGGAGCCACUAAAAGAACUGAGAAAUGAGAAUAGACUGAUAUUUGUUUUUGCUGGAAGAGGAAUCUCUCUUAAGAUUUUAUGCUUGGCUUAUAAUUUGGAUAUGGUAUUUCCAAACUAUCAGAUUAUAUUCAUUAACCGAAGAAUGAACAAUUUCAUACAUAACUAUACUCUUAUCAAUGACCCUGACACUGGAAAAAAUAUAUACAAUUGUUCUAUAGAUGAUAUGAAAGCUGCACUGCCAACAGCCACUCUCUUCGAGCCACGAGUGACUAGAGCAGACCAAGACACUAAGACUUUCAGUAAUUACACCUAUAAUGAAAUUGAGUGUCAGUACAAUAAAACUCUUGAAGACCACAAGCACUUUCUCUGUCUACCAAAAGUAACAGACACGGAGUAUCAAAAUGCAUACUAUGAUUCUACUUGGGCCUUAGCAAUGAGUUUGCAUAAUGCUCAACCUGAAGUAAAUUUGACUGGCUAUAAAUAUGGUCAGCCAAGCAAUACUAAAGUAAUCUUAAGCAAGUUCUUCGAUCUUUCGUUUGAGGGAGCAUUUGGAAAAGUGCAGUUCAAUAACAGAACUUACGAUACUGAAGACGUCGCCAUUGUGAAUAUAUUCCAGCAGAGGAACUUUACAGGUGAUUCUGAUAACAUUACUUCACAAGUUGUUGCAUUUUACAACUCUGAAACAAAAAUCACCACUACCGAGGAUACAGCUAUCUUUAUCAACUCAUCUGUGUUUGAAAAAGAAGAGCCAAAAUUAAUGCUUCCUCCCAAGGAAUUAGGCUGGACUGUAAUAGCCUUUGUUAUAGUAAUUGUGAUUGUGAUAGUGGUACUGCAUUGCUUGAAUGGAACUGUUUCAGACCUUAAACAUGUCAAAGCUACUAGCCCACAAUUGAAUCAUCUCAUUUUUUCUGGCUGUUACCUCAUGCUGAUCGGUGUUCUGGCCUACACUUACGUGUCUGUAUUUUUUGAUGAUGGUGAUGAACUCAAUCGACUUUGGUUUAGUGUAGCAUGCAAUAUUCAAGCUUGGGUAUCAAAUCUUGCGUUUUCUCUAAUCUUUGGAACGAUCUGCAUGAAAACUUUGAGAAUUUAUCGAAUUUUUAAUCACUUUAGUUCCAGUCCAAUAAAAGGUGCUGGUGAUUCGGCUCUGAUUGGUUUUGUUGUAUUCUUAGUGUUGUUAGAUGCUGCUUUUCUUUUAACCUGGGCUGCAAUUGACCCUUUGCAUCUUUUCGUACAAGGAACAAGCUCCAAAGUCGUCAUGUGUAACUCCACAGAUAUUCGUCCUUGGAUCAUCACACUAUUGCUAAUUAAAGGAAUUUUAAUGAUAUGUGUAUUAUUUCUUUCCAUAAAAACUCGGAAGAUUAACAAAAGGGAGUUCAAGCAAACGAAAGCUAUUAACACUUUUUUGUACAUUCAAAUCUUCACUCUCGCAUUAGGGAUCACGCCAUAUGCAAUCAUUAAUGCCAGUCAAACUGUUGAUCUCAACUCUAUCAUUGCAGCGUAUGUACUGUAUUGUGGAGCAUACAUAUUAGCGACUAUUUUUUGUGUAAUUUUCAUCUUUAUACCUCCGAUCUAUCCACAUGUUAGACGAAAGUGGGCGGCUUGGACCAGUUACGUUGAAUAGUUUUCUUUUUGUAUGACCACCUGUAUAUGAUCUUUCAGUUGCUAUGAUCUUUGUUUGUUUUACAUGAA